AUGGCCAACACAGAGAAUCAGCCAAGCACCAACGAGAUGUCUCGCAACCGCCGCAGCUCCUUCACGUCCGCUACGCUGUCCAACCUCUUUCCGCGCAGCAACUCCGUCUCGGGCGGGACGCCCGUCUUCCCGGGCCCCAUCGCCUCGGCAGCGCUAAACGACCAGAACCGACGGAGACGGCUGUCGAUGUCGACCGCGUCAGCCCUCGGCCUCUCGGGCACCUCGCCCAUCAGCACGGGCGGAGGUGCAGGUGGAGGUCCGUCGGGCCUAGGACUGCGUCGGGCCAGCAUGUCGACCAGCUCGUCUGCGUCGGACGCGGCCGUCGACGAGAGCGCCAUCGAGGAGGAUGACGCUGCUCCUCGCGGCUCGCCCAACGCGCCCUCUGCCCGCCGGACGAGCUUUGGGGCCCAGGCUAUGCUCAACCUCCGGGGCUCUGGAGGCAGUGUCGGCGCCAACGCCAACGGUAGGCAGCUCUCCAGUCCUGGCGGUAGGAGGCAGCCGCAGAACCGUCCCCGUGCUCUCUCGCCCACCACGUCCCCGUCUCCCUCGUCCUUGUCGUCUCCCUUUGCACCGCCUGCUGCUGUCUCUCCACGCUCUUCAUCGUCCUUCUCCUUCUCUGUCCGGCCCAAGGGCGGCUUCGUGGCCGGGCUGCACAGUCCGAGAACUGCUUCUGACAAGUUUCCUCUUUUCGCUGCUCGUGCAGACCAAGGAUACAACUGGCCUGAGCAGUUUAGGUCCCGUGCUGAGAGCAGCGUGGUCUCGGGCUCGCGAGCUUCGUUCUCGUUUGCCUCGGGCCUGGGCAGCUCUCCGCCACGAUCGGGCGGCUUUGCCGUCAUUCCCAGCUUCGGCGCCGGCGCUGGUGGUGGAGUAAGCGGCGGAGGAAUUCGUCAAGAUCGGUCCAAGUCCGUUUCGGACGCCGAGACGACCGCGGUGCCAGCAGCCCGGCCGACGCCUUCACGACCGCGUCAGCAGCAGCCGCGACCCAAGCCUGACCACUUUCAGGAGAGGAUUCUCAAGGGCGACUUCUACAUGGACUGA
Grosmannia clavigera kw1407 is the source of this 1038-nucleotide messenger RNA. RefSeq lists its product as uncharacterized. Lineage: Eukaryota; Fungi; Ascomycota; Sordariomycetes; Ophiostomatales; Ophiostomataceae. The transcript has a single exon. The record is from RefSeq and is a predicted model, not a curated record. Bases 1 to 1038 code for a protein of 345 amino acids.